AUGAAUGUGAUGGGAAAAGAAGAUGACGAUGAUGAUGCUCUUCUUACCGCCAAGAAUAACGACGACGACGCGUCGAUGAAAUCGUUAGUAAAAUCAUUAUUCGAAGGUGUGCUUCGAGUGAACCCUCACGAUCCAUCCGAGGCGUACGUCUCCGUGUCGUUCUUACCGGUGGAUGUGAAAUUUCGACUCUUUCAUGACAACAACGACGACCACCAAGACGAAGACGUUAAAAAGAAGAAGAAAAUUUUCGCGGUGGACCAGGACAAGAUUCUGUUUACCUUGGAAUCACCGAUCGAGUGGUUAAGACAGGAGUUACGAGAGAAGAGCGAAGCGAAGAGCAGACGAGAGAGACGUCCUGGGAGUACGAGUGGGAGACAGCAGCGGCGCGGUACGACGAGCGGUACGACUUCGUUAGUCGAGAUGAUGGAAAAAUGCUCGAUUCGCGGGAGCGAAGAAAGCGUGAAACGGUUCGAGAACUUGUACAAAAGUUGCGUGCGUGGAACCGAGGAAGAGGUGCAAAAAGCAUACGAGGGAGCGUGUCGGUUUUUUAGUAGUAAUAGUAGUAAUAGUAACGGCAGUGGUAGUAACAAAAACAACGGCGACGGGAUUGAGGAAAUCGAGCUCUUGCGACCAAUCGGUACGGUGGUGAAAAUCAUCGAGCCGUCGCCAAAACGGACGAGGUUAGUUGGCUACAUCGUAGAUGAAAAAAGGAAUAAUACGAAUAGUAAUACUAAUAGUAAAAAUAAAUCGAAGAAAAGCUUUCGAUUAAAACCGACGGAUUCGCGAAUGCCGACGUGCGAUAUAGACGCCUCGCUUUCCGAAUUAAAAGAUUUAGAAAACGUGCCUGAAAAUGUCAUCGUGUUUGCGUCCAUGAUAGACACGGAUGGAACCGCAAAAGGCGCUUUGUCGCGCGCGUGCUCGGUUGAGCGCAUCAUCGGUCCAAGUGAUAGCAUCGAAACGCACACCGCGAAAAUAAUCUUAGAGAACGACAUCAAAGACGAACCGUUUACGGACGAGGUACUCGCGUGUUUGCCGAAAGAGUGGAACGACGACAACGGCAUCGAGUUAGAAAAUGAAGACGAAAAAGAACCCGCGAGGAAAGAUUUUAGGAGCGACAUAGGCACUUGCACGAUAGACCCAGAAACUGCGCGCGAUUUGGACGAUUCUUUGUUCGCCACGAGAAUCGAUAAAAAUACCAUUCGUGUCUGCGUACACAUCGCGGAUGUCUCGCAUUUCGUGCAACCAAACACGGCGUUGGACGAAGAAGCUUUGAUUCGAGCGACGUCGAAUUAUUUGUGCGAUAGAGUCGUGCCUAUGUUACCGAGACUGUUGAGCGAAAUCGCGUGUUCUUUAAAUCCAGGCGUGGAUAGGUACGCGAUGUCCUGCGAGUGGAUCAUUCGAGAAUCUGAUGGCAAAAUCUUGGAGGAAUGGUUCGGACGAAGCGUCAUGCGAAGCAGAGCGAAAUUGUCCUACGGCGACGCGCAAAGAAUGUUGGACGCGUUUGAUGCAUCCAUGACAGACGAAGCGAUUGUGAACGUCGAAAAGGAGAAGGUCAGCGGAGAAGGAAAAAUAGAACAAUCCUCAAAAGACAACGUUCUCCUUGAAGUUGUAAAGUCCGUGCGUUUACUUCGAUCUGUGGCGAAAACGUUGCGCGAAAACCGAGUCGAGAACGGCUCGGUCCGUUUAGAUCAAGCGAAAAUUGGUUUUGAAAUCGAUCAAGAGACCAAGUUACCGAAACGCGCGUUUCAAUACGAACUUCGCGAAUCGAAUCGAGUGAUUGAAGAUUUAAUGUUGCUCGCGAAUAGACGCGUGGCGAAACGAAUCGCGGACUAUUUCCCGAACGUCGCUUUGUUGCGUUUACAUCCGCCGCCGAACGAAAAGAAAAUGUUCGAGCUGCGCGAGUUUGCUCAAGCGAACGGAUUGAACGAUUUCGAUUGCAGCACGAGUGGAGCGUUACAUCGAAGCUUAGAGCGCUUACGCGAGACCGUGAGAAGAACAGAUGAAACGAUGAAUAAUGGUGGUGUCAACGCCAUUUACGAAAUCAUCAACUUAUUAGCGACGAAGCCGAUGCAGUUGGCGCAAUAUUUUUGCACGGGACAACUCCCGGAGGAAGAAAGUUGGCGCCACUACGCGUUAGCGUUCGACAGGUACACGCACUUCACGUCACCGAUUCGAAGGUAUCCGGAUAUUCUCGUUCACCGUUUACUCCGUGCGAGUUUAGUCGUGGAAGAACAAGAGAAGAAUAAGAAGAAGCAGAAAAAUAAGAUGAUGUCUUUCUUUUCGAAGAAGAAGUCUUCGGAUGAUGUCGUCGUCAAGAAGAGCAACAAGUUGGUGGACUAUUUACUUCCCACAUCGACAUCUUCGUGCAUUCAAAUUGCGACUCAGUGCAAUAUAAAGAAGGCAUCUGCAAAGGUCGCGCAAGACGAACACUCGUUCGUGUAUUUUUGUUACCAUCUCGCGAGGAACCCAACGGUUACGCUGGCUAUCGCGCGCAUCGUCGGAAGGAAACAUUUAGCGUGUUUUUUACCAGAGUUUGGUUUUGAAGUGAAGGUUGAAAUCGGAAAUAAGCGUCACUUGACGACAAAACAAUCAGCAGGGACGCAUAAUCCGACUAUGGUAUCGAUCGAGUUUGAAGCGUCGUCUGAAUCCGCAAACGAAGCGGCGCAAAAGUUGAUCGAACUUGGAGAAAAUGGUAGCGAGAAAGACAAGCACGCCGACGAAGACGAAACGGAAAACGAAGAAGAAGGUAAACAAAACAGCGUCUCGUGGAUUGAGCGAACAAAGUUGCUCAAAAAAGCGAGAGGACUGAGUGGUGCGUUUUUAAAUCUCACGAGAUUGGAAGAAGAACGCGUUUUGAUGGCGCUAAGUAGUGAUUCGACGGAAAAAAUAAUCUCGAAGGAUGCCGUCGGCGCGCUCCCUAUGCGCAUCAGGCCCGCGGACCAAGUUUUGGUCGUUUUAACUGGUAAAUUUGGCGAAAAGAAACCGGAAAUCGUGGCUAACUUGGUCAUCAACAACCCGCUCUUUGCUUGA
This is a messenger RNA of Bathycoccus prasinos, 3030 nucleotides long. RefSeq names its product ribonuclease R. NCBI's taxonomy places the organism in Eukaryota, Viridiplantae, Chlorophyta, Mamiellophyceae, Mamiellales, Bathycoccaceae. Gene Ontology annotation, cellular component: exosome (RNase complex); P-body. The record is from RefSeq and is a predicted model, not a curated record. Gene Ontology annotation, molecular function: RNA binding; 3'-5'-RNA exonuclease activity. Gene Ontology annotation, biological process: mRNA catabolic process. The coding region runs from base 1 to 3030 and encodes 1009 amino acids. The transcript has a single exon.